Molecule: messenger RNA, 1038 nt
Organism: Anopheles merus
Lineage: Eukaryota; Metazoa; Arthropoda; Insecta; Diptera; Culicidae
Product: transcription factor Sp8-like
Exons: 1
Coding region: 1-1038 (345 amino acids)
Source: RefSeq, a predicted model, not a curated record
AUGGGCGAUUCGUUCACCGGCAGUGGUAUUGGUGGUGGGAUAGCGGCGGCCGGUUGGAGCAACCUGACCCCAUCGCCGUCCUCCUCAUCGUUAUCGCUGGUCAGCAGCAGCAGUAACAGCAGCGGAGGCGUCGGAACUCAUUCCAGCAGCAGUGGCGCAAGAAAAGGAUCCUCCUCGUCAGCGGGCGCGCCGUCCGCGUCGUCAUCGUCUUCUGCAGCGGCGGCCGCGGCAGCAGCAGCCGCCGCUGCCGCCCUGGCAAUGGCGGGCAUCUCGCCCUCUGCCACCGCGUCCUCGGUAGUGUCACCUUCCGGUGCGGCGGCAGCGGCCCUGCUUUCCGGCGGCGGCGCAUUCAGCUCACCUUCGCUGAGCGGUUCAGCUGGCUCGUCCAGUAGUGGGGGCAGCUUUUACGACAAGAAAACCAUGUCAUCGUGCCGCUAUCAGCAGGAAAAGGGCGGUGCUGCUGCCACCGCGCAGAUAAGCUCUUCCGCCCUUGCCGACUACUACGCCGCGGGCGCUGAAGCAGGCAGUGGAACGGCAGCGGCAGCCGUUGCAGCCGCUGCUGCCGCCGCCAGCCGUAUGCUCGGCCACGGAUCAUCUCUAGUACCCCCCUCCGUUUACUCAUCAUUCCAAGAGUCGGCACUAGCGGCGGCGGCGGCUGCCGCAGCCGCCCAGCAUCAUCAUACGGCUGCUGCCGCCCAUCACCACCAUCACCAUCACCAACAUGCUGCGGCAACACACCAGCAGCAAACUCAGCAGCAGCAACAGCAGCAGGUAGCAGUAAACAACAGCUUAUUUUCACCCCACUUUGCCGCCGGGUCACCGUACCAUCCGCCAAUGCAGGGUGGUGGGGGAGGUGGAGCAAGCGCUGGUAGUCUUGGUGGUGGAGGAAGCAUUGCUGGUGGUAACAGUAUUAGUGCGUACGAUACUACCAGCACCGCGGCACGGUCCUGUGCAUUACCUUCGCCCACCAUCUACCCACCGACGCCGCCCCCUUCCGCCCCAUGGAUACAUCCCUGGUACGGUGGGGAUACGUUUUAG